GCCUCGAAACUGGGGACCGUCCCAAUCUAGGGGGUCCCGGGCAAACGAGAGAGAGAGAGAGGGAGUCUGGCGGCAAGGAUGAAGCUGACACCAAUCGUUUGUGCCGUUCUGUUCGGGCUGAUGCUGGCACCAACCGAUGGGCGGCUCAAGUACCCCAGUGGCCACGGCGGUCACACCGAGCUUGGCGAAGCGGACCAGGGUCAGAGCAAUGUAACACGCGAAGAAGAGGAGGAGGAUGAGGAGGAGAUGGAGGACCAACGGAGUGGCACACCAGUGGAGACCAACUGCCACCACUCGUCACCCGCCCAUUACGGUUGGACACUGCACCGGUUGAGCCAGCAGCUGGCAGCGGCUGCGGUGGCUGCAACUGCCGCCGCCGACCACUUGAAGGACAGUAGUGAUACUGGCGGGGAGGAGGGAGGUCAUCGAGGUCCGAUCAAGCGCACCUCAGUCGACUAUGGCCGCGAGCUGUCCGCCGACCUGUACGCCCAGUAUCCCUCGUCCUGCGCCUGUCAGACGAAGUACGAGCUGCUCGAUCUGGGCUACACGCACUUCCCGCGCUACAUCGUGAACGCGAUCUGCCAGAACCGGAGCGCAAGCAGCCGCAAGUGUUGGCGCGGUUCCAGCUGCAAGGAGAUCCCGUACAAGGUGCGCGUCCUGACCCGACGCUCGGACGGUACCGGCGAACACGGUACCGACCCCGAUCACCACUCGACGUUGCUGCCCGAGCCGCUGCGUGCCUACUGGCGCUUCAAGACGGUCACGAUAGCGGCCGCCUGCCAGUGCUCCCUCUAG
Anopheles aquasalis is the source of this 795-nucleotide messenger RNA. RefSeq names its product Prothoracicotropic hormone (gene Ptth). Lineage: Eukaryota; Metazoa; Arthropoda; Insecta; Diptera; Culicidae. Gene Ontology annotation, molecular function: prothoracicotrophic hormone activity. The record is from RefSeq and is a predicted model, not a curated record.